AAAUAAAUGAGCAUGCAAGUGGAGAAACCUCCUUCAGAAGCCUUAGGUCCAACCGAAGCUAAUGAGACAGAACAAGAGGCAAUAGAGAAACUUAAAAAUGCUGACUGGAAUUCUCCUGACAAGCACAAUGAGUCUUCUGAAAAUAAUUACUCUAUGGAAGGAACCAGGCAGAGGAACAUUGUGCAUCAGAAAAAAGGAGAUGCACCUCAUACCACUCAUAAUCGUAGCCAGAGGUCUAUAAGUCAGAAGACUCAAAAAAGAGUGAUACAGAAAUAGAGCAUUUCCUAUCAACAAGACCACCAUUGACGAUAUCAUUUACCCCGUUAUGACUAAGAAAGGGAUUAGGUUUCAAAAGAAACAGAAAAGGAGGCCAGACCCAAUGGCUGGAGUCUUAGUUAAGCCCAAGCAGGGUAAACUCCUUGAUGGUUUCCUGCUAUUAGAUUCAUGCAUGGUCAAGCUCCCACAUGAGGCAAUCAGAUCCAAACUUGUUGAUCAUAAUAUUCUUGAGGUUGUAGAAGAAGAUCUCUGAUAUUUUCAAAACCUAACAUUUUUAGAUGUAUCUGAUAACAGGAUUAAGAUAGAGCAGUUAGCUAAUUUAACAAACUUGGUGGAACUUUAUAUCCAGUUUAACCAGAUAAACUCUCUUAAUCUCACAGAAGGGAUGUUCCCUCAGCUUGAGAAGCUACACUUGAGCUAUAAUAACAUUCCAGCGAAUAACUUAAUUUCCUUGAGUUAUUUGCCUAAGCUAAAUCUACUAGACUUGGCAUCAAAUGACCUUGUGACCCUUCCUGAGAGCUUAUCCUUCCUUUCUACAGUAGAAGAGCUAAACUUGUCAUCUAAUCAGUUCAGCUCAGAUUCAACAUUGGUGAAACCUUCAAUACUGUUUAAAUCAAUUGGAAGCAUGCCGAAGCUAAAGAGGCUAAACUUAUCAAGGAACAAAUUUACCGGCUUUCAUUUUGAUGACUUGGAUCAGAACUCCUUCAAGGCCUUACAGGAGCUUGACUUCAGCUAUAACCUCGUGGAAGACCAGAACGAUCUCAUGUAUUGACAAAACUUAAAAAGUCUUCUGACUUUGGCUAUCACUGGCAACCCAUUUGCUCAAAGAGGUAGGGAAGAAUACGCAGAUCUGGAGCAUUGCUUGUCAGCAGAGCUUUCUGCUGUUAUUAUUAACAGGACUGAAAUGUCCAGCAAGCUUGCAAAGAGGCUCAGGAUCCGACCUCAGGAUGACGGAAUGAAGGCUCUGACUUAUCCAAAACCAGUUGCAUUAGCAACUCGGGAUGCUAAAGGAGGAGAUAACAAGAACAACCCAUUAAAGCAAGGCCUAUGGAAAGCAGAGAUGAACAAAUGGGAAGCUCUUCCAAUCUCAGAUAUACGUCCUAACACUAACCAAGAGAAUGAAAUUUUCCCAAAACAAACUGAUGGAAAGAAUGUCUUCACACCGCCUGAAGGAGACGUUAAAAUCGAACAAGAAGAAGAAGGCAACAACUUCUUCAUCACUGGUGAUAACACAGGGGCUUACCCUGAAGGGGCUCAGGAAGAAAAUAAGGAGCACCAAAAGAACAUCAUUAAGGAAGUCCACUCUGAAGAAAGUAUCGAUGAAGAAGAUCACAACCAAAUUCAAGAAGCCGAGAAAGCCGUCCAAGAUCGAAACAUGUUCGAAGAGGUCGAGGAAGUUGAAGAUGAAAACAUUGACUAUGGCAAAGCAAAAAUGGAUGAAUUUAAGAAGCAAGCUAUGGGCUUGCUCCUUAACCAAAGCGAAACUGAGUAUGAAACCCCACUCGAUCUUCCUGGCGCGUAUAAGGUCUUAAAGGGCAUUAUUAAGAAUCCUGUUAUUGUUCAUUCUAAGAGACCCAAUAAGGGGUAUAUGAAGCAGACAUUUGCUACCUCCAGACAUGCUGUCGCUGUGCAGGGAGAUGAGCAAAGGUUUCUAGAAUACAGCAAACUCUCUAAACAAUCUAAAAUUGAUCAGUCAAAAAUUAAAGAUUCCAAAGGAGAUGACCUGAAAUUGCCCCCAAUAUUGGCGAUUAAAGAUGGAGAGAGUGAUUACAGGGAGCCUAGCCUUCUUGAAAAACUAGAAGGCUUUGCUGGACAACCUCCUAAGAAGUUAACAAAGAAGCAAGAGAAGGUCAACGCAAAGGUAGAAGCUCUCCUUGAAGCUGAUAGGAACAGACAGAAGGAAGAAUCUCUUCUUAACGGAAAAGACCCAUCAAGGAUUGAUCCCAAGAAGAAACUAAGAGAAAAGUACGGAUUCAGCGAUUCAGAUGAUUAUUAACUAUUUUCUAUUCUCCUCACCCAA
Messenger RNA from Moneuplotes crassus, 2296 nucleotides. The record is from the annotation of a GenBank genome assembly. NCBI's taxonomy places the organism in Eukaryota, Ciliophora, Spirotrichea, Euplotida, Euplotidae.